Anthostomella pinea is the source of this 2355-nucleotide messenger RNA. NCBI's taxonomy places the organism in Eukaryota, Fungi, Ascomycota, Sordariomycetes, Xylariales, Xylariaceae. The record is from the annotation of a GenBank genome assembly.
AUGGCCGACUCCACCGACACACCGCCGUCCAUAUCGGCCCACGACGGCAUCACCGGCUACAGCAACGGUGCCGCUGGAGCGUCACACCGGAGCGUGAAGCGGCCACGGCCCGUCAAGAGCUGCUUAGAAUGUCGCCGUAGGAAGCUCAAGUGUGACCGGCUUCUACCAUGCACGCAAUGUCAGAAGUCUCAGCGUACGUGUCGCUAUGCCGCCGACGGCGACGUCGCAAGCACGUCUGAUGGAUCAGACGUGGAAACGCCUGAGAGGGCGCCAAAGCGGAACUGUACAUUAACAACAGGCCAGGGCCCAGGCUAUCGAGCCAGUCCCGUGCCGCCACACGCGAGUGCUUCCAUGCUUGACGACCAUAGUCUCAGGAUUGAACGCCUGGAAAAGCUACUGCUGGGCAACACCCCGUCCGUCACUGCAGGCAGCGGUAGCACCAGCACUCGCCAGUCACGCCCCAUCGCGUCGGCGCUCACUAUCCGCGGAUUGACUGUCAAAGGUGGUCUUCGGACGCGAUUCUUUGGGCAGAGUAGCACUCGGGUUCUGGUGAAUCUCUUUGAUGAAGCGAAAGAGUUCAUGUUCAGUAGCGAUAACUCUAGCGAGAUCCGAGAGAAGUUCAUGACUAUUCAGAAGAUCCACAAGGCCCUUCAGGAGGAACAUAGCAAAGUCACCGCCCCCAUCACAGUCUAUGUUGACUCCAUGACGCCGAUCCAGAAACGCAUGGCCGACGUGUUACCCAGCAGGCCGGUUUGCGACCAGCUCCUUCAAAUAUACUUGAACGGAUCUGAGUCACUCUACCGGGUAUUGCACAUCCCAUCUUUCAUGUCUCAGUACAACCUUUAUUGGCAAGGCAAUCCGCAGUCCGAUGCGUUCCUACCACAACUCCUCUCGAUCCUAUGUGUCGGAUAUCGCUUCAUUGGGAUCGGCAAGGGGCAGUACCAGAAUGAUCGAGAAGGCAUCCAUAUGCCGACAGCCUGUGCCCUGGUGAGAGCUUGGCUCGACGGCCUCCGCGGCAAGCAGCUGGUCGAGUUUAGCACACUGCAGGCCGAAAUCCUGCAGAUGAUGGCCCAACGAAUGAUCAGAACGCAAAAUCAGGAUUCGUGGACACAACUCGGCCUCAUAGUACGAAUGGCAAUGACGAUGGGCCUUCACCGAGACCCUGGUGAGUUCGCCCACAAGAUAUUGCCUUUUUGGGCAGAACAGAGGCGAAAGGUGUGGUACACCAUCCUGGAGUUUGACGUCCACAUGUCGAUGCAAUGCAACCUGCCUAGUUGCAUUCGUGAGGGGGAUUUUACGUGUUUACCACCACGAAAUCUGAAUGACGAGGACCUGCACCCCACUGUCGUGGAGCUCCCACCGCCCAAACCUAUCGAGCAGGAUACCGAUUCUCGCAUACAAGUAUUCGCUGCCAGCACGUUAGCUUCUCGCUUCAAGGUCCUCGACCUGAUCAACCGUAUCGACAGCCUUGAUGACUAUCAGCAGGUGGUCGAUCUUGGUAGUGAGCUUGAACGGGUCUUGGACGACAUCAAAUAUGUCGUACCAAGAGAACAUACAAAUGACAUGAAAGAGAUUCGGCGGCAAUGGAUGACUCGAGUUGUACUGGACAUGAACUGUCGCCGUCCACUUCUCGCAUUGUACCGGCCCUUCGCUUUGAGCUGCCCUGAUGCGCCUCAGCAAAUCAUGACUGGAUAUCUGAGGUCGGCAAUCAUGUUGCUGUCGUACCUUGACGAUUUGGACCCUGGUGCUCCUGGUUACGAACAAUUUUGGCACAUGCAUCACCUUGUCUUGAAACAAGACAUUCUCCAGGCUACCUUCGGGAUCUGUUACUACAUCAAGCAGGCUAACAAUAGAUCUUCGUCACACUCUUCUACAUGGGGCUCUAAUACCAGGUCUGUAUCGGUCGAGGAAGCUUGUGCGAUCGCAUCUGAAAGCUCAAUACUGCUGUCUUUACCAAGGCUCAAGGGAGCUGUUGAAAAGGUGCUGGAAACGAUGAUUACGCGGAUUAAAGAGAUUGGUACGGAUAUGAAGGACCUCAUAUCGUUGAUGGUUGUGUUUCACACCUAUCAAGGUGGCAACCUUGAGCAGAGGAAAGAAGCCAUCAACCAGGGCAUGCAGAGCAUCCUGGAUGCAGGCUUCCAAGCACUGCACACCAACAGGGAGAAUAUUGCCUCGAUGCCGUUAAUGCCGACACCGGUUCCGCUACCCAUGAACGCCUUCCAAACGAACGCAAGCAUGAUGAACAUGCAGCCAUUUAUGAUGACCCCAGAUGUACCGAAUAUUUUACCCGAUGAUCUUGGUAUAUGGGACAUGGAAUUCUGGAACCCCUUCACCGUCCAACCAGGCCCGACAUGA